Petromyzon marinus (sea lamprey) is the source of this 4027-nucleotide messenger RNA. RefSeq names its product WW domain-containing adapter protein with coiled-coil-like. Gene Ontology annotation, biological process: regulation of autophagy; positive regulation of TORC1 signaling. The record is from RefSeq and is a predicted model, not a curated record. Gene Ontology annotation, molecular function: chromatin binding; RNA polymerase II complex binding. Lineage: Eukaryota; Metazoa; Chordata; Hyperoartia; Petromyzontiformes; Petromyzontidae. Gene Ontology annotation, cellular component: nucleus.
CGCGCUGCGUAAUUCGCGCGUGACGCGUGUGCGCGCGCGGGCCGCCGCCGCUUAUCCGCGCUGGGAAAUGUGAGCGUGACGCGCCACUGCCACCACCCGUCAAUGGCGGAGUCUCGGCGGAGUCGCAGACGGCGGCGGCUGCGCGCGUAGAGAGCAGCGGGCGAGACGCAGAGAGCGGCGGGCGGAGAGGGGGAGCGGCGAGACGGACGCGGCUCACUCGAGCGCCUCUCGUUUGCAACCCCCCCCCCCCAACACGCAACCCCACCCCUACUCGCCUUUCCCCCCCCCCAUCCCGUCACCCCCGACCCUGUAACAUUCGAGCGCGUUGCAUUAAGCGUCGACGGUAAUGUAUGCGAGGCAGCCGCCGAGGCUCAAUGAUGGGUAUCAUGAGAGAGGAGGAGGAGCCCCCCCGUGUGAGGUGCCCGGCCAAGAACGUCAAUAAAUACCCAUCGAAGAUUCAAGGAGACAGCGAGAAUCGUAAUGAUAAAAUGCGGGAUUCGAGAGGAUCGUCUCCGUCGUGCAAGAUGCCGCGGAGAUCCAGCAGCCCCGAUGGUACGGGGCCCAGGGCCCUGCAGUCUCACAGGCCCAAAGAGAGGUGCCGAGGAGGGUCAAGCGAUGCUGUGGAUGGAAGUUCUCGAAAUCAUUCUCGUCCUGUGUCAAAUUCACAUCAGAGUGAACAUUACAAGAAUCCAGCUCCUCAACCACACGAUCCUGCCGAUGACUGGUCAGAGCACAUCAGUUCUUCUGGAAAGAAGUACUAUUACAACUGCAGGACAGAAGUCUCCCAAUGGGAAAAACCCAAGGAGUGGAUUGAAAGGGAACAGCGGCACAGAGAAGCGGCGAACAGAAUGGCUGUUACAAACAGCUUUCCUAAAGAUAGAGAUUACAGAAGAGAGGCCAUGCAGGCAACUGUACAAAACAAUACCUCGAACAGAUAUGUUGAAGAGAAGCAAUCGAGCGAGACGGGGGGCGUUCUGUCACAAAACUCGCUCUCGCAGACGAGCAAACACAAUGACAGGGACUACCGGCUGUCACGCACCGAGUCUGUGGGCAGUAGCAGCGCUCAGCCACACGCCUUGCCCGGCCAUCGGCCGGCAGGAGGCCAGUUGCCCAACAGCUCUCCCAGCUCCGUGCUCGGCAGUACCUGCAAGAAGGCGGCAGAUGCCAAUGGGGCAGGUUCCCUGCCCAAGCUGCACAUUCCCAGCACGUGGCACAAGACCGACAAGAAGGUCACAGGGCGCGAUUCUUCGGACGCCCCAGCGGAGAGGGCUCCCUCGGCGUCCGUCUCGACCCCGUCGCCCUCGCCGUCACCUGUGUCCCGGCCGGCUCCAAGCACCCCGACCCCGGCUACGGCACAACCGCAGCCCCAGCCGAGCCAGGAGGCUUCGUCCGCGCGGCACUCCCUGCCAUCCCUGCACGCCUCCCCCCAGCCCAGCCCCAGCCUAGAGCGACUACAGGAAGCACAUUUUCUGUUCACAGCGUUUACUCAGACUCUGUCUAAAAUACUCUUGGCAGCAGCACCCACUUUGCUGCCACCGACAGUACAACCAGCUUCUCAAGCCCAACAGCAGAGUCCGUCGUCCGCAUCGCUGGGCUCGGAUGUCUCAUCCCCGCGUGCUCACAUUUCCCCACGAGUCUCAACCCCACAAGGGAGCACGAGCCAUUCCAAGGGCCAGACCAGCACCCCACACAGCACCACUCAACUUAAGACCUCUGCUCCACCCGUGAAGGGUGGUCAGCAGCCCGGAGACAGACAGCCCCAGCCCAGCCCCGAGCCUCCAGCUCCGAGCAGCAGUCAGAGGCAUCAGUCGACAAGUCACACAUGCCCCGCGCCGGGCGCUGCUGGGACGCAUGCAGGAAGUUUGCAGUCGGGGGCAGUGCCCCAGGCCCUCCCAAACCAGGCCCUGUCCAGCCCCUGCACCUUGUCCGCCGGCCUGGCUGCUCACUAUAACGAUCAGCUUGUGCGACACGUGCAGGGCUGGCCUGCUGAACAUGCCGAGAAGCAGGCGUCAAAGCUUCGUGAAGAAGGACACAGCCUCGGGAGUUUACAGAUGUCAGAAAUCUGCACGGAUCUGAAAAGCGCAAGGUCCUUGGUGCGAGUUAGCGAAAUUCAGGCGACACUGCGUGAACAGAGGAUAUUAUUUUUACGACAACAAGUAAAGGAGCUUGAAAAACUCAAGAAUCAAAACUCGUUCAUGGUGUAAAAGGACUUUGCCGAGAAAGGUUUCUGAAGAAACAUUGCCUUUGGGGGGGUUGUGGAGAGAAAGUGGAAAGUUCAUGACAGUGAAAAUUUAAAAUAAAAGUAACAUAAAACUGCUUUUUGACAAAAAGAAAAGUUGUUCUUUGGAACCAGUCAUUGGCUCAGAGCUGCUGGGAAGACAACAAACUUAAUUUGAGAACUCAUUUGGUCCAUAUUGUACAUAUAUUUUGUAGUCCUGAGGACUCGGAAAGUGAUAUUAAAUGCUCAAUGAUGUUAACCUUGUAAUUACCUCCGUACAACUACACUUGUUGCUACAGUGUAAAACUUAAAAAAACACAACACUCUGGUAUUUGAACUGUUGUAUUUUUUUUCAGCAAUGUUUUAGGACCAUUUUAUUUGCUAACUCUUCUUUAUGUCUAUUAAAAUACGUUCACAAAUUUUGACAGUUUAUUUUUUUUGCUUUACUGCUGAAAUCGCUCGGGAUGACACUUCAUAAAAAUGUAAAAAAAAGUGCAGCUGCCAUUUUAUUUAGAAUGACCACACUUACUAAAUUCGGAUGCACCACUUUUUUAAUUCUUCAUAUUUUACAUUUACAAUAGGAGCAUACCAGCCACAGUGAUGUGCAAGCAGACCUUUAAAAUGUAUAUUUAACAGCUGUGUGGCUUGCCAGCUGUGUGCUUUUGAGGCAGUGUUCCAACAAUUUUGUGGCCUUUUGGAGCAUCAUUCGUAUGCUGAUUGGGCCCUCUAGUGUUGAAAGCCAAGACUGUUGGUUAAGGGGUGAGAUGCUGCCUCCCAGUGGCUAAGGGCACUUCUGCCAACACUGCGCAGCACCACCUGUGCUUUUAAUCCUUGCUGAAAGACAAGAUCUGCAGAAAUCUUCGUAAGAAUGCAUAGCAGAUAACUGCUAAGUUAUUUAAUGACUACAUUUUGAUGGCGCAAUUAACAAUGCCAAAGCCAUUUUAAACAGUUUGCUUUUCAAUCAAAUCAUUUCGGUUUAAUUAACGGAUAUUUAUGGACAAUGUGGCUUCACUGCAUUCUUUGAUUUCCUAAAACUGCCUUUUCAUCAAGGAUUUUAAAAUAAUAUUUUGUUUACUUCUUGAUGUCCUGUCUUAUGUGCAGCUUCUGUUGGUGGUGUCUAAUUACUAAAUGUUAAGUUCUACAUAUUGUAGUUGCUGUUAAAACAAUAAAAUGUAAAGAAAUGCGCAACAUUACUUAGUUUUCCGUUUGAUAAUUGUCAACCAACCCUCUAUGGCCAAAACAACCCCAAAGGUAUGGAGAGGCUUUCAAGCAGUAGUGGUUUGGACAAAAAGGGCUGUCAAUUACUAAUUUCAAUUAAUCUAAAUAUUUCCUUGUAAAGCACUCGAGAGCCUGUAAACUAUUGACUGCUCCAUGUUUGUGUAAUACACAGGGUGACAACUUAAGAUAAAAAAACCCGGCAUUCAACAUUCCUGUAAGUACGAUACUAUCUUCCUAACAAGGGUUUCAUGCUGGGUGUGCCGAACACAUUGCUAGUCCUUGUUGAGUUAUUUAAAAAUGUUUCAUGAUACUAAUAGGCAAAUUAUUGCAUUCAGCAGAUUCUCACUACAAGUAAUCAACUUGUUAGUGUACACACGGUUAAAUAAAAACCUGUAAGAAUGCAUCAUGCUGGAUGCAACUAGUGGAAAGCCUUGCAAGAAUAUGUUCAGUAGUACAGUGCCCGACUUUCGAAGUAUGAUCAUUAUCACUUAUGUUUCAAACUGUAUGGGUAACCCUUGGUGCUUUUACUCAUGUCCGGAUCGUGUAUCAUUAAACGCUUUUUUUCCUGCUAAGUUAUCACAGGGAACAAUG